Trachemys scripta elegans is the source of this 749-nucleotide messenger RNA. RefSeq names its product centromere protein Q (gene CENPQ). The transcript has 7 exons. The record is from RefSeq and is a predicted model, not a curated record. The coding region runs from base 138 to 749 and encodes 203 amino acids. NCBI's taxonomy places the organism in Eukaryota, Metazoa, Chordata, Testudines, Emydidae.
CGCGGGAACGUUGUCUCUAACGGCUGGGCGGCGUUGCGCCAGGCACCUGGACUGGGGUCGUUGAGGCGGACCGGUGAGUCUCGGAGGGGCCGAGAUGGGCCACGCGCCGGGACUUUACCGGGGGGUGUAGUCGGUCAAUGCGACAGCAUCAGGUCAUGAAACAUCAUUGUGCUCGUCCCCCUAAGGCAGGGAAGUCUGUUAGAGAAGGAGCUGCACAAAAGAAGAGCAAGUCACAGCAGCACCCAGAACCAGCCACCAAAAAAGCAGAUGGAGGACAAAAACGGAGUCAAGAGAAAGAGAUGACACAUCCAGCCAAGAAGAGAGAGAAGCGACAGAGGGAGCAGUCCCCUGAAGGUUCUUGGGGCACAAAAAAGGUGAAGUUGGCCCCUGGCAAAACAGCAGCCUGGCAGCCACUCCCAGACAGCAGCAUCGACCACCUGGGUGUCAUGAUGGAUUCAGUAAUAUUAUCCAUUCUGAGUAAAUCAAUACAAGAAAAAGAUGACAUUCAAAAGCAUCUCAACCUCCUGAAGGAAAGGCUUCUAAGACAUUACAAGACCCUGAAGGUGCCUAUUGGGAAACUAAGCAACCUGAAAAAUGUGCUGAGUCUUAAGGUGGCAGAGAAACAGAAUCUCUCAUCCAAUGAAGAGGCUAUGGCACUACUACAGACCUCCUUGCCUGCAAAAUUUCUCAGUCUCUGUCCUAAUUUCUCAGGGUCUUCUCUCAGGCCUCUUUUCCUGGAGAGCUUGUAA